AUGAACCGGCCGGAUGAACCAUUAGCGGACAGCUCGAGUCAAGAAAAAACUGUAGUCGUUGAGCGCCCCACAGCACGUGUCGCAUUACCACCUCCUGCGGUAGAUGGUGACUCCGAUGAAGAAGCUGAUGUCGAUGGUCAAGCAAAUGAUGGUGAUCUGUUGGAAGACUUUCCAGACGAGACUGACGAAUUAGAACUCGUACAUGCGCGAUUGAGCUCUUUGGCUAAUCUUCGACUCGAUCGGUUUGCAAAGCAUCUGAGGAAACUAUGUCUCAGACAAAACGCUAUAUCGCAUCUAGAUCCAGAGAUCUUUAGGCUGCUCACGCAACUCGAAGAACUUGACCUGUACGACAAUAAACUCAAGACUGUGGGAGAUGCAUUGGACAAUAUGUCUGCUCUAUCCAUUCUGGACCUUUCAUUCAACCUUCUACGACAAGUGCCUGAGGCAUUAUCGCAUCUAUGUUCCUUGAAGACUGUGUAUUUUGUUCAAAACAAGAUCUCCAAAAUCACCGGUUUGGAAUCUGUGGGAGCGACAUUAAGAAGUCUUGAACUUGGGGGAAAUAGAAUACGGCAUAUCGAAGGAUUGGAUGCGUUGGUCAACCUGGAGGAAUUGUGGCUUGGAAAAAACAAGCUCACGAAGCUUGAGAAUCUGAAUACACUGAGCAGACUGAAAAUUUUGUCGCUCCAGUCUAACAGGAUCACAAAGAUCGAGGGCCUAGAUCAAUUAGCUGAUCUGGAAGAGCUCUAUCUGAGCCACAAUGGAGUCGAGCGAUUGGAAGGUCUGGAAAACAACAAAAAGCUGAGAACGCUUGACGUUGGUGCGAACUUUGUUCCAGCGAUCGAAAACAUCUCGCAUCUGGUAUCACUAGAGGAGCUCUGGCUCAACAACAACAAGAUUCCUGAUCUGCGGGCCCUUGAACCACAGCUCACGAAUAUGGCCUCCCUUGAAACAAUUUACUUGGAAGGCAAUCCUUGUCAACAGGCUGAAGGUACAAGUUACAGACGGAAGAUAAUGCUUGCCCUUCCUCAGCUUAAGCAAAUUGAUGCCACUUUUUCAAGACCGUUAUGACCCAUUCGUCUCCGACAAUUAUUAUUGGCAAGGGGACGUUACUGAUUUCAAUCAGUAUAAAUUAUACUCAGCAAUUGGCAGGUCUGACUUUCGAAGUACCCAAGACCUUAGAAAUUAGACAAGUCCAUACGCCAUUCGUUGCCCCCGGGGCCCCAGGCCUGGUGGGAAGGAUAUUCUUCCGCCCUAAUGUUCCACGUCCUUCUAAGCUGAUUCGCAUUUUGUUCUAUAUUAUAAGUGGCCAGUUUCUAGGUCAUACUACGCAGAUUAGCACACGAACACACUUGAAAUCAACGUUAUGAUGUACCAUAUGCAUGGUCGGAUCCUCAGGCCUGCGUCAUGUACAUUUAUUACUGAUGCAGAUAAACCAGUGAAGCUGGAGU
This is a messenger RNA of Suillus clintonianus, 1448 nucleotides long. Its product is annotated as L domain-like protein. Gene Ontology annotation, molecular function: protein binding. The transcript is spliced from 9 exons. NCBI's taxonomy places the organism in Eukaryota, Fungi, Basidiomycota, Agaricomycetes, Boletales, Suillaceae. The record is from RefSeq and is a predicted model, not a curated record. The coding region runs from base 1 to 1068 and encodes 355 amino acids.